CGUAAGGGUGGAGUCUUCGUAUCAGCUAGCAACGAGAAGGUAGAUCAUCGUACGCGGUCUCGCUGCAGCGAACCCACUGACGUGCGCGUUUGGAAAGCUGUGAUCAAUCUAAGUGUCUAUUUGCAAAGAAGAUAACUUUUUACCACGCCUCUGCAUCUUUCAUGGUGGCCGAUCUAAUGAAACUCUGCUGGUCAUGGCCUCACUUCUGACUAUUCGGGAACGCAAAGCGCGUUGGAAGGAGCUGGAGAAGUUGAUCACUACAUACAACAGGCGACACAGACACAACUCUUUCCAAUUCUCAUUGCCCAACAAGGAGCUCAUAUUUAAAGGCAUUAUCAGAGUAUUUUAUGAACAUAUUGACAGCUGUGAACAAAGCAAGUGCUUUCAAGUCAACAGUCAGACAUCCAGUGCUGAAAUAGUUGCAAAGUUUAUAGAGAAAUUGGAUGUUCGAGAAGACCCUAUGAACUAUGCUUUGUACCAUGUGAACAUGUCAUCUAAAUGUGAACGUCUUAUAGGUGAUAGUGAAUUUCCACUUACGUUUGUGUUAUUCUAUAAUGAAAAAGAGCAGGAAGAUCUAAGAUUAGUGUUGAAAAGACAGGUGGUACUGUCUACGCAUGAAAAGCGAAGAACACUGGCACCUCCACCAACUCCACAAAAGCAGAAGAACAGGAAAAUUAUUGCACCAAAGGAUGCAGUAACAGACUACGGUAUUAUUUUAUUGGAGGAAGCUGCAGAAGGUGAGAUGUCCCUUCUUUCCUCAGAAACAGACAAAGUAAAAGAAGCAGCCAAAGAUAUGGUAAACAUUGUCGCCAAAAAUAGAUCUCCAAUGUAUACAGUAUCUUCCAGGGACCGCCUAUGGCAAUAUCUGAGACCGAAGGUUGCGCAGGCUUUCUUUCUUUGACAUAACAGUUCAUAACACUGUCCAAGCUAAGUAAUUAUGUGAAGCUGCAGAAAUGACUGGAGCCGCUGCAGGGGCAGG
Corticium candelabrum is the source of this 979-nucleotide messenger RNA. RefSeq lists its product as uncharacterized. The transcript is spliced from 6 exons. Gene Ontology annotation, biological process: signal transduction. Lineage: Eukaryota; Metazoa; Porifera; Homoscleromorpha; Homosclerophorida; Plakinidae. Bases 194 to 901 code for a protein of 235 amino acids. The record is from RefSeq and is a predicted model, not a curated record.